UUGUUGAAUACUACUCUUUUGUGAAUGGUAUUUUUGAUACCGCAUCUCCGCACCCAAAGGUGAAGUCUACUCUUAGGGGUUUAUUUUUCGGUUACUGUGAAGGACUUGUGCUCGUAAUCCUAAGAGGAAAAUCCUGGUGGGUUUUUUUUUUUAUGUCCAUUUGUAAAUUGAAGAUCCAUAUGAGAUCCACCGUGUGAGAGAUUGGCAGGGAAAUCGAAUAAAUAUAAAUUAUACACGGGGGAAAGUCUCGUUGGGGUUCACGUAGGGAUGGUUCCUUCUGCAGAUCGGUGUGGCUUUUUCUCAGACUUGUGUAACAGGCCCAUCAGUUUUGAAGUGUUUGAUGUUUCAGCCUGUCCGUCCGUUUAGGAGCUACUGUUUGGCAUUCAGAAGGCACACACUAUGUGGACGCAUGUUACUCUCUUGUCCUUGAUUAUUCGGAGGCGGAAGAACAUAAUAUUACCCAGGAUAAUUAAAAGGCCCAGAUCACGUAUGAUUGUGGUAUUGCUGCGUCUGAGGGAAGAAUUCCCAAUUCAGAAUAAAACCUCGUCAGCUCCAGUUACAGCUUCCCCAGGUCCCCAUUCCUCCAGAGCGGCCUCCUAAGCUUGCUUAGUCCAGAGCUCACACUUCCCUGCGGCUGGGAAGGAUUGAGGUGAGAAGCGCAGACGUGGAAAUCCUGAAGACGGCCCACAUCGAACGGAUCGCCUCCUCCCUGGAAUUUACCCCAGAACCGAUCCUGUUCUUGACUCCCAGUGUGGCCUGCCGUGAGCAUUGGGAUCUGCUGGUCACAUCCAUGGCCUCCGGUGUGCAUUUGCCUCCAUGAGGAGAUGGGGCAAGAUGCUUCCUUCCCCACCACCCCCAUCCCACACCUCCCAGAACGAGGUUCCUGCUGAACCCCUGGAGGAACUGGCCUACAGACGCUCGCUUCGAGUGGCUCUGGAUGUUUUGAACCAGAGAACCAGUUUGCCUCAAGAAAGCUCUUCAAGGGAAGAAAGAACUGCUCUGUCCUCAGGAGAGAAGCCCAUGGAACUGGCCUCCUCGCUCUGUGACCCCAGCUCUUCUGGUCUCCAGGAAGACGUGCUAAGCAGUUCCGGACCUCAGAGGAGGGCACGUGUACGCCCAAGGCUGUCGGGUUCACCCACGUGUAGAAAGGACCCCAAGUGCAAAGACCGCAAGAAGGAGCUCGGGACAAGUGAGAGUGCGUGGGCCUUGGUGGUCCCCUCAGCCAGAGGUGGUUCUCAGGACGCCAGUGGAUCGAGAGCGUGCUGCAGAAGGCGGACAGCCCUGAGUAAAAAGGGAAGAAGUUUAGCACAGGAGCCCAGCUCGUGUCAGAGGGUACCUUCGCUCUCAGGGGGAGACGGUGAACAAGAGAGGAGCCCUCCAGCCCCUGGCUCACCGCCCAGCGUCAGGGAGGAGGGUCUGUGGGCCAAAGGGCGAGACCCGGGUUUGCCUCCGCGAGGCCCCACUGUGCUCCCGACCCAGGGGCGCCCCGCCUGCCCAGAUGCCCGAGGCCGCCCUGCCAAGCGGCUGCACCCAGAUGGCAGUCAGAGGCUGCCCACCCCGCAGCGGGAGCCGGGGGCAGUGCCCAGGCAGAGGCCCAGGGGAUGCAUGACUCUGCGCAGUGCUGCCAAACUCAGCCUGCCUGCCCCCCAGGCUUCCCCAGAGGAGACAAGAAAUCUUCGCAUCCUGGUGGAGGAAGACCGUCAGUCUUCUGGAGAGUCAGUCGACUUUAAUCCCAUUCAUUCCGUCCUGGAGGAAGAGGAGGAUGAUGAGGAGCCACCCAGAAUCCUUUUCUAUCACGAACCACGGUCAUUUGAAGUAGGAAUGCUGGUCUGGCUUAAACACCAGAAAUACCCCUUCUGGCCAGCAGUGGUCAAGAGCGUCCGGCGAAGAGAUAAGAAAGCCAGUGUGCUCUUUAUCGAGGGGCACAUGGACCCCAAAGGGAGAGGGAUCACGGUGUCUCUCAGGAGACUGAAGCACUUCGACUGCAAAGAGAAACAGGCGCUUCUGCUUCAGCAGCCCCGCACAGGGGCAUCUGCUGGCUCUGCGGUGUGGACGCGGGAGCCGGGGACGCAGAGGGGGUUGGAAGAGCGCCUGUGGCCUCCUGCUGAAGCUGCUGCCUGGGUCUCAUUGCAGAACGAAGCCAAGGAGGACUUCGACCAGGCCAUCGGCUGGUGUGUCUCCCUGAUCACCGACUACAGGGUCCGGCUUGGCUGCGGUUCUUUCGCGGGCUCUUUCCUGGAGUAUUACGCUGCCGAUAUAAGUUAUCCCGUCCGCAAGUCCAUCCAGCAGGACGUCUUGGGGACCAGGUUCCCGCAGCUGAGCGGGGGGUACCCCGAGGAACCUGUGGUGGGGAGCCCCCAGGGGAGGAGGCGGCCCUUCAGGAAGGUCCUCCCUGACCGGUCCCGGGCUGCUCGGGACCGGGCCAACCAGAAGCUCGUGGAGUACAUCGUGAAAGCGAGGGGCGCCGAGGGCCACCUGCGGGCCAUCCUGAAGAACAGGAAGCCGUCCCGGUGGCUGAAGACGUUUCUGAAUUCGGGUCAGUACGUGACGUGCGUGGAGACGUACCUGGAGGACGAGGAUCAGCUGGACCUGGUGGUGAAGUACUUACAGGGGGUCUACCAGGAGACGGGCAGCAGGACGCUGGCGCGGGUCAACGGCGACCGGAUCCGCUUUAUUCUGGACGUUCUCCUGCCUGAAGCCAUCAUCUGCGCGAUCGCGGCGGUGGACGCUGUGGAUUACAAGACGGCUGAGGAGAAGUACCUCAGAGGACCGUCCCUCAGCUACCGGGAAAAAGAAAUAUUUGAUAACCAGCUCCUAGAAGAAAGGAGUCAGCGGUGCUGAUGCUGGAGGGGCCGCCAUGGGUCCCGUGGCUGGGGCGCGAGUGCGGUCUGCGGGACCAGGGCCUGGAAUGUGCUCGCUUCUUUCUCAUCUGUGGGUGCUCUUUUCCUGGCUUUUGUGGAAGGUAGAGUUCCUGAUUUUGAAACAAAAAUGUGUUUUGUUUUAUUGCAUAUCAUUACUUGUGACUGUACUGUAUUGUUUAAUAAAAGGUGCACAUUUGUUUUUUUUAUGUUAAAAAGCACUGUAUCCAGUAUUAAACAGGAGUUUUAAGAAA
Messenger RNA from Mirounga angustirostris (Northern elephant seal), 3112 nucleotides. It is a transcript of the gene PWWP3A, whose product is annotated as PWWP domain containing 3A, DNA repair factor. The record is from RefSeq and is a predicted model, not a curated record. Gene Ontology annotation, molecular function: nucleosome binding. The transcript is spliced from 13 exons. Gene Ontology annotation, biological process: DNA repair; chromatin organization. The coding region runs from base 817 to 2841 and encodes 674 amino acids. Gene Ontology annotation, cellular component: nucleus; cytosol. Lineage: Eukaryota; Metazoa; Chordata; Mammalia; Carnivora; Phocidae.